Messenger RNA from Gasterosteus aculeatus aculeatus (three-spined stickleback), 2999 nucleotides. It is a transcript of the gene prr35, whose product is annotated as proline rich 35. Lineage: Eukaryota; Metazoa; Chordata; Actinopteri; Perciformes; Gasterosteidae. The record is from RefSeq and is a predicted model, not a curated record.
UGUAGUGCCUGCGGGCAAUGCUCCCAGUCAAUAUAUAUACAUCCACACUGGCUGCUGCGCUCCUAUUUGAGCGGGACGCGUUGCCCUCUCAGUGCCGCUGCAGAGGAGUGACAGCCAGCCACACAGGGACGCCGUGCAGGUACGGAUGAACGCUUGUUCUACGCGGCCAAGUAGCUGGUGGCAUGCAGGCAGACAACCAACUCUUCAUACUGAAAAGGUACAAUAAUUGCUCCUUUUGAUCAACCUUACCAAACAAAAAAGGAAAUUAACCCAGAAAAGACACACAACAUAAAAAUAUAUCUUGAGUCGUCAUCAUUUAAAUACAAUCGCGAGAUCUUCAUAAAUAAAGACUCGGCCAUGUCCAAGGGCGACGCGUGUAAAGUGACGUCCGCCAGCAAACACAAGGAGCGAAAGCCCAAGAAGCCGCACUACAUUCCCCGGCCGUGGGGCAAACCCUACAACUACAAAUGCUUCCAGUGCCCCUUCACCUGCAUGGAGAAGUCCCACCUGUACAACCACAUGAAGUACAGCCUGUGCAAGAACUCCCUUUCCCUGCUGAUAGAGUCAGACUGGCCGUAUAAGAAGGGCAACCUGCUGCACCCGGAGCAGCUGCGAGCCUUCCAGCCGGCGAACGGACGUCCGGCCACCGGGAGGGACGGACGCGAACAGCUGGAACAGCGGGCCGAGGACGGCCAGCGACAGCGAGGGUUCGUUGAGGAGGAUGGCGAAGACGGGAGAGUCCGGGGAGCAGAAGAUGAAGAAGAGGGAGGACGGGCGGAGGGGCCGGAGGUCAGCGGGCUGACAGAAGAGACCUCCGGUGACCACGGCAGAGGCGGCGCCGCCGCCGCCGCCGAGUGCGCUUCCGGGAAAAUCAAACAGUCCGAGUCCGAGUUCCUGAUGGCGGACAUGUUCUCGCUGGAAGACCAGCUUCUACGAGCGCGCUCAGUAGAGGUGGAGGCCCAGCUGAAACACUACAAGCUUUCUAAGACGUACCUGACGGCCCCCGCCCUGCUGUCGGAGCAGUGGCGUCUGCUGGCGUCCGGCCACCCCAAGGCCAAAGCGGAAGGUGCUCCGCCCCGGGUGAGCGGCUCCAUCCCUUGUUACCCUCCUCCGCCAAACCUGGUGGACUACCAGGAUCCCACUGGACUCAACCUGUCGGUGCUCGGGGUGGGCUACCCCAUCAGCCCCGGCCUCUUCUCCUACAUGAACUCAGCCAUUCCCGCCGCCGCCGCCGCCGUCAGCGCCCAGACCCACGCACAGCUCGCCCAGCUUCCCUUCCUGGCGUCGGCCGCUCAGCUGAUGCACCCGGCGUCCGGCGCCCACGCCGACAGAGCUCUCAUCCCCCCUCGCCUGUACUACCCCUUCCUGUGCGAGCACGCGUUCGGGCCGGCGUCCGCUCAGGGCGACGCCGGCAAAGCGCUCAAGGCGUCCGCGAGCGGCCCGGAAGCGAAUCCCCUGUCCGGCUUCCAGCCUAAAGUCAAUCUGUGGAAAGUGCCCGCCCUGCGGCCGGGGGCCGCCGCCGCCGCCGCCGUCUCCCCCGCUGGCUGGGCGUCCCCUCAGAGAGACUCCCCCGAGCAGGGCACCAGGGUGGGGGACAAGACGCAGAGUAUAGCGAAGGAGGGCAAAGCAAGCUGGGGCCUUAAGAGGACAGGGGCCCCACUGGGGAGCCGCGAGGCUCCUGUGGAGAAGAAACUUGCCGUGGGAGGCUUCAGUUUGGACCUUCUGAAGAAUAUUCAGCAUGCACCAACUCUUAAUGCGGCAGCGGAUAAACUUCUCUUCCACAGAAGCUUACAGGACGCUCGGCUUCCGCCCCGUCCCUCGGAUCUGUGGCACAACGACCUUCCCGCCAGCCCCAACAGCGAAGCGUCCUCUCCCUCCAACAGCGGGGGAACCAACGGCGCCGCCCGGGCGGCCGGGGAGGGAACUUCGGAGUCAGUGGCCGCCCUCCUCAGCGACCUCUCCAAGGCCUUGCAGGAGUACCAGGAGGCCGAGGGCAAGAUCUCCCACCUGGAGAAAGAAGACCUUCCGGCCCAGCGCCACCUGUGGGAGCACCUGGGCAAAAUCCGCAGUGAGCUCUCCCACAUCCACCAGGCGCUGGAGCGGACGGCCCGCCAGAGCGACGGCCCUCUCGACCUGUCGGUUAAAAGGGACUCGGCGGAUUCGCUGGGCGACCGUGGCAGGAGAGAGGACGGCGGCCCUAAAGGCGACACGACGGAGACGGAGGGCGAGGACGAGGACGAGGAGGAGCGGCAGGAGGAAGAAGAAGAGAGCGAGGGCGACCGGAACGCGUCGAAGGCUUCGCUGGAGAGUCGCAAGCAGUCGUUGGACGUGCUGAUCAAGAUGGGUCAGUCGUCGGUGGCCAACGCGGAGGUCCUCUCUACCUUGUGGCCGAGCAGGACCACCAAGUGCGAGGCCGACUCCAGCGUCCUGCUCGGCGCGGACGGGCGAACGGUGGUUUUCGCCGACGUCCCUUCCUCCGGCAGGACCCCAAAGAGAACGCCGUCCGCGCAGCGGGUCGAGGGCCGGCGUCCUCCGAGCCCUCAGGCGGUUACGGACAAUUAAACUUCUGCUCACCUGACUGUAAACGUGACUGAGUCCAUGCGGUUGUUCAAACACAGCCGUCUCCGUCACUACCGGCACGCUGUCGACUUACACUGCCGGGUUUUAUGCCCAGUUUAACCUCAAACAUUUUGCACCUUAUGAUACAAACGGGAAAUGAAUGAACAAAGAAAAAAAGUCUUACAAAUGCACUACGGACAUCGAUUGUUCCAAGAUUCUCUGGAAAGAAAUACUUUAAAUUGUAACAUCAGCACUUGACAUUUACGUUGAUUAAACAUGUUGAGAGACAAACGUCUUUGGAUUUGUAAAUAUUGUAACUAUAAUAAAUGUAAGUAAAACGUUUUGAAGGGUAAAAUGCUUUAUAUGGAUGAUAUCAUGUUGGACUGCAUCAUUUCACUUGAUGACAAUAAAUUGCAUUAUACACACUGUAUUUCUCUGAA